GCCGCCUUUGAAUAUUUGGCAACUCUUCGCUAUGCAGUAUACCCUUGCAUUGAGCGAAACAAAUUUGCGAGCACGGUUCGCCGGUGGUUUCGCUCACAUGCAAGGCUCUGAUCGGUGGUUGCGAUCGCAUACGCGGCGAGUCCGCGGUUUGUUUACUAUGCAGUCAGCGGUUGACUUGGUGCUCCUGCGGUACCGAGCAGAUCGAUCACUUCUUUGUUUUCAGUGGCUUGCAUCCGGGGAUGACAAACUAAGGGUAUGUCCUCGUCUUCCUAGUCUUUCCGAACUCCAAAAGGAGUCAUUCAGUCUGUGUCCUGCUUCACGUCGAGGGCGUAGUGUAUCUAUGCAUCGUGAAUAUAACGAAACAGCCGGGACGGCGCAGUCCGGGCUGUCCGAAGAUGGACAGCACGAAAACAAAUAUCGAAGGACGACGAGCGGUGACAGGGUUGAGCUACAAUAUGGGGCCGGCUUGCCCGCAGCUUAUUUAUAUUGCAAAAAUAUCGGCGGCUGUUGACGUGUGCGGCGUGAGGUGUCCAUAAAGUUCAACAUCACUU
Messenger RNA from Somion occarium, 551 nucleotides. The record is from the annotation of a GenBank genome assembly. NCBI's taxonomy places the organism in Eukaryota, Fungi, Basidiomycota, Agaricomycetes, Polyporales, Cerrenaceae.